Messenger RNA from Emiliania huxleyi CCMP1516, 573 nucleotides. RefSeq lists its product as hypothetical. The transcript has a single exon. The record is from RefSeq and is a predicted model, not a curated record. Gene Ontology annotation, molecular function: hydrolase activity. NCBI's taxonomy places the organism in Eukaryota, Haptophyta, Isochrysidales, Noelaerhabdaceae. The coding region runs from base 1 to 573 and encodes 190 amino acids.
AUGCUCGCUCUCUCCGCCCUCCUGCCAGCCUACCCCCACCCGUCUUCGGUCUGUGCGGUCGGCGACCUGCAUGGCGACCUGCAGCACGCUCUCGCGGCGCUCGCGCUCUGCGGCGCCGUCGACCCGGAGACGGGGAGCUGGGUGGGCGGCGCGAUGACGGUGGUGCAGACGGGCGACGUGCUCGACCGCGGAAACAAUUCCCUCGGCGUGCUUCGCGCGCUCUGGCGGCUACAGGCGGAGGCUGAGGCCGCCGGCGGCGAGCUGGUGCUGCUGCUCGGCAACCACGAGCUGAUGAACAUGCAAGGCAAGGUCCACUACGUGCACAAGGCGGAGCUGGCGGCGGAGGGCGGCGCCGGCGCGUGGAAGCGGCGCAUGCAGCCCACCGUCGGCGACCUCGGCGCCGCGCUGCUGCGGCACGACGCCGCAGCAGUGCGCGGCGGAGGCGCCUGCCGGACGCUGUUCGUGCACGCUGGCGUGCGGCUGUCGGUGGCGGAGCGGUUCGGGUCGGUCGAGAGACUGAACGAGGCGGUGCGGGCGCAGAUCGCGGCGCGCGGCGACGGCGACUUGCCUUAG